Armigeres subalbatus is the source of this 3159-nucleotide messenger RNA. RefSeq names its product reticulon-1-A (gene Rtnl1). The transcript has 6 exons. Bases 259 to 1722 code for a protein of 487 amino acids. The record is from RefSeq and is a predicted model, not a curated record. Gene Ontology annotation, cellular component: endoplasmic reticulum membrane; axon. Lineage: Eukaryota; Metazoa; Arthropoda; Insecta; Diptera; Culicidae.
AAGCUGGACCGCGCACACACUGUCAAAGACGGCUGUCGUGCUCUGGAAUCAGUUGAAAAUAAUUUCCUGAUCCAGACCGUGAGAGAAUCUCUGUGCGUUCUGUGAUAGAGAAACGUCCUGUUGUCUUGUCCAAGGUGCUGCACCUCAACUGUUACAAAUCCAUUCCAUCGGUCGGUUCGUCCUUCGAGUGCAGGAUAUCUUUUAGGAACAUCCUUCAUACAGUGAUAAAGUGUUAAGUAAAGGUUAAUAAGUGCGAAAAUGGAUAGUUUUCUGGGCAGCUCUGACAGUGGUGUUCCAAAGGAUUUGGGCAAAACGCCAAAGGAACAAUUCGGUGACCUCAUAACGGACCACUCCCGUUUUCCAAGUGGUGAAGAAAAAUCAGACAUUUCGCAAAAAUUUCCACCUGAGGUAGAUUUGCUAGGUGAUUCUUUUACGAUGCCCUCUACCCAUACUGCGCCGGACAAUAAAGUACCAGAGAAAGAAAAAGAAAACUUUGAUGAUUUCUUUAUGGGGGUAGAAGAAAAGAUCAAUGCUGAACCUGCAGCAUCUUCGAUAAAUAAUCUGAUUGAUGUUGGCGAACCAAAUAUGUUCGAACCAAAGAAGAAAAUUAACAACGAACCAGAAAAGUCUCUGUUUACCGAUUCCGCUCCUUUCGGUUCUGGUCCAGAUGAGUUAGUGCAAGUGAAAGACGAAAUUGAAAGUGACUACAUGAACCCGUAUGCUGACAUUCGCCAACCUCCAGUACAAAGUCAGAAAGCAGAUGAGCCAUCAGCUGCUUCGUCAGCCUCCACCAAAGAUGAUUUAUUCGACGACUUUGUUAGCCACAGCAAGAACGACCAAUUCGAUGAACCUUUGUUCGCUGAUUCAUCGUCAUCAGCUGCGGCCUCGUCUAUCCCCCCUCCAGUUGUCACUCCAGCUCCUCCCGUCGUUAUUCCAGCUCCUGUCCCAAUAAUAUCUGAACCGGUGGAAGAACCAAAAACGAAGGCCCCGGUUGAACCUCCACAGGAAAAACCGAAAGCACCGCCGAUAGUACCAUCUUCGUCUGGUGCGUCUGCUUCCAACGAUCAGUGCAUUCAAGCGGAGAAAAUAUUCAAACAAUUCGGUUUGGAUGCUUGGUUCAAGCCGGAAAAACUACACCCAGUCGUGGAAUCCUUGAUCUAUUGGCGCGAUGUGAAGAAAUCGGGCAUCGUUUUCGGUGCCGGACUCACCAUCCUGAUUGCCAUGUCGCUGUUCUCGUUGAUCAGCGUCUUUUCCUAUGUAUCCCUGUUGGCCCUGUUCGGUACCGUCUCAUUCCGGAUCUACAAAAAUGUGCUGCAGGCAGUGCAAAAGACCUCCGAAGGACAUCCAUUCAAAGAAUACCUUGACACUGACUUAACCCUGUCCCAAGAGAAAGUACAGCAGCUGAGCACAGUGGCCGUGGCGCAUGUUAAUGCUCUGCUAACGGAACUUCGCCGUUUGUUCCUGGUGGAAGACUUGGUUGAUUCCAUCAAAUUCGGCGUUGUCCUGUACUGUCUAACCUACGUUGGUGCCAUUUUCAACGGAAUGACGUGCGUCAUCAUCGCAUUUGUCGCACUGUUCACCUUGCCAAAGGUCUAUGAGAACAACAAGCAGUCUAUUGAUGCUUACUUGGAACUGGUCAGAAGCAAAAUCCUGGAAGUUUCCGAAAAGAUCAAGGCUGCCGUACCUAUCGGAAAGAAGGCCGAAACCGAAAAGGAUAAAUAAGAAGCAGUAGUUUAUAUUUGUAAAAGAACCAUUUUUAUUUUCUCUUUUAUUUAUUAACUAUUACCAGCAAUGCAAAAAAUGAAAUUUAAACUUAACGAAAAAUCGAAUAUUUUAUUCCUACGCAAAUUUCUUGUUUAAAGUAUAUUCGUUUUAAUGCCAAGUACUACUGAUAUGAACCAUGAACCAUAAUUACUGAACGAUUUAAAUUUAAGUAGAAAUCACCAACUUUGCGAUAAAAAAUGAUAAACAAAUAAAUAUUUAAGAUUAUCUUUCCGUUGCCUUUAUUUUAUCCUCGUGAUUAAUCAAUGGAUCAAAACAAAAACUCACAAACAUAGACAAAAAUAUGCGUAGUAGUAAUAGCUGUAAUAAUCCAAACAAAGCUCUUCAAAUAGAAAAUCGAAAACAAAGCUGAGAUUGACACUCAAUAAACAAGUUUCAAAUAAUUAAUCUUUCGAGGUAUCAUUUUGUCUGAAAAAGCAAACAGUAAAAUAGUUCACUUGUCCACAUCACUCUCACCCACACGGUCAUCAGGCAUUAUUCACUCAUCAAUCGAAGUCAACACCACAAACUCGGUUUAAAUGUUCAUUAAAGUAUUACCAAAAAAAUAUAUGGAGCAAAAACAUAAAAAAAAUGCAAAAUCGAGAUUGAUUUUUUGAAAAUCUCGGAACCAUCGUUAAAACUUAGGUUGAGAUCCCGCCUCCAUGUUAUGCGAUUAGUUUUUUUCUUUUGUGGGGUUGUGAUCAUUGUUUCGUGCGUGUGUUGAUUUGUUUUCCUGCAACGGAUCAAGUUAAGCCCAAACGGAAGAGAAAUUUAUAUAGUCCCGCAGUUAUCGCACUAUAGUUUGGUUGAACCUAUUCGAAUUCGAUUGAUUUAUCCGACAGAUUCACAACAUUUAAUCGAAGCUGUGAAAUUUUACGUGCACGAAACCCAAUUCGCUUAAAUCUGUGUAAAAUUAUUCAUAUUUGUAAUUGUAAUUCGUAUAAGAGUAAGAGCUUGUUUGAAGUGAAGCGAAGCAAAGCAAAAUACCUAAAAAAUGCAAGAAUACACGCGGCGUCGAAUCUCUAAGCUAAUUCUGUUGAAACAAAGCAAGUUUUGUGCAUUAUUUAAGCAAAAUAUAAGAUGCGAGAAAUAAAUAUUGAAUCUUUUUUCGUUGCCCGUUAUCGUAGGAGUUUGUUUUAGCCUAAAUGACAAGAAAUCAUUUUUCGAUUCACCUUUUUCUAGAAGAAGUAAAUUGAAGAAGCAACAAACCGUAGCGUGUAUAUGGGAUGAACUUCAAAUCCAGCACAUUAACGAAGAAAAGGAAAAAGCUUAAAGAAAACUUUAUUACUGUAAUUCAUUAUUGAAGUACGAUACUAAGAUGAAGAGAACAAAUAUAUGAGAAAAUUGUCAUCAAUGAACAAGGAUCAAAUAAUAAAAACGUGAGAUGACAGAACAUAA